CAAGGCUUCAAGAUUCUCACUUCAUUCUCUUCCACAUAUCUAAUGACAUGUAGGGUUAUAUCAACCACGUGUAAAAGAUAAAGACAAGCUCUAAAAACGAAGAAAAAGUUUUACUUCAUAAAUCAGUCUUCUUCUUUUCUUUCUUUGCCUUGAUGUUUCUUAAUUUUGACUUUCCCUUUUAUUACAUGUCUUCCAUGUCUCUAUCUAUGUCUGAAAAUCUUUAAAAGUUUAACAAGAACCUCCACUAGUUUAUCCUUUUUUGUUGCUCUUUGGAUUUGCUUUGCUUCUUCGUAAAAAUAUCACUUUCCUUUUCAAUAUAUAUAAACUAAUAAGCAUACUUCAGCAAUCCAGCAAUUGCUCCAGUUCUGGGAACAUGCAAAAGUUCGAACUUUUCAGCCACUGUUACUCUCUUACCAGGGUUUGAUUAAUGAGAAGUUAGGGUUUGGUGUAAAAUGUUGGUUUUAAGCAUGAAUUCCAAAAGGCAAAGGCGGCCUAAUGUUAGGUUAGGGGAAAUAGGGGAUGCGUCUGCUGCUUUUGCAUGUGGAUUUUCUCAGAAAACUAAGGAAAAUUUAGUACAUAAAAGAUGGAAACCUGAUUUUCUCAACUCUCAAGUGAAUGAACCUGUUACUGUUGAUGAGUUUUCUAAAGGGAAAUCACCAGAUUUCUUGAAUUUGGACCCCGAUUUUUUGCCGGCCGAUUUGCAACAGAACAGAGAGAAUAAGAACCCCAAUUCUUCAAAAUUGGGUUUUGAUUUGGUUACUGCUGAUGAAAUUGACAUGAUGAAGUCUAGUAUAAAUUUUGGUACCAUAACAAGAAAGAGUAGGGUCAUGAAACGGCGAGGGCGGGUUCGAGAAGGCAACAAUUCCGCGUUUCUUUGCAGUGCUUGGACACAGAGUCCUAAAUUUAGCCCUGAAUUUAGUGGUGAGGAUAGAAAGGAGCACGACGAUGAGGAGAAAGAGUUUAUGGGGAUCGAAACGAAUGCUUGCAUAGAUUCGCAGGACAUAUCAGACCAUGAUGCGGAUGAACCUGAUAGUUGGCAACAAGGAAAUGCUGAUGAUUGUUAUGAAGGAGAUAAUGCGUUGCUUAGAUCCGGUGAUGAAUGGGACCAAACGAGAUAUGCGUGUAAUGAUGUUACCGGUGUCCGAACGUGGUUGGAGGACUUGGGAUUCGGUAGGUAUGCUGGUAUUUUCGAAAUGCAUGAGGUUGAUCAAGAAACUCUGCCUUUGCUUACGCUGGAUGAUCUCAAGGAGAUGGGUGUAUUUGCUGUUGGACAUAGACGGAAGUUGUAUACCGCAAUACAACAAUUAAGAGGGGGCAACGCUUCUUCGUGAAAACUCUUCGAAUAAAUUGUGGGUAGUCCUUUUCUUUUUUUGUACUUCCCCUCCCUUAUGUGCAGGAAAAAAAAUAUCACAGACGUGUAACUUUUUCCAGUUUCUGACAUGGUUUUUUUCCUUUAUGUUCCUUUGCUGGCUUUUGUUAAUGAGAUGAACUUCACCAGUUCUUACUUUUAUGCGUCUUUCAUGUUUAUUAUCUCUGCCCCCCUCGAAUUAUAAAAUCUUAACAUUAUGUGAACUAAAAUGGUAACUUGCUUCGAAUUUAGGCACAUGAUUCAGUUUAAAUAAUCUUCAUAUCGUGAUCGACUUAUAAGCUGGUGAUACAAGUCAACGUUACUUGGCAGUUGGCAUCGAGUCAUGCAAAGCUUAGGUAUGAACUUUUUGUUUAAUGCUAGUGAACGUUUUUCAUGAGCUUUACAUCUGAGAUUGAACGGCUGAUCGUAUUUAUUUCUUACUUUUAACUUAGAAGUACUUGAGAAAUCCCGUUUACUUAGAAAUAAGGAUAAAAACCGUGUCUCUGCGGCUUUUUGCUGUUUUUCCUUUCUUUUAAGUGUUGAAAAACAUGUUAUAUCCUGAUGAAAAUAAGUCAUAGAAUGAUUUAAGUAUACUUAGAAAUUGUCUUAAUAGGUUUCCAUGUUGUUUUAGCAUGAAACAAGCUCUUUUAUAUACUAUAUUGUGAUGUCGAUAUGGGAGUACGUGAUCCGAAAUGUUAAUGUAUAUUGAAAACUGUACAUGAAAAUGUGAUAUGUCAUGUUGGUGGUGCCUCAAAUUUAACUAAUGCAUGCUUCUCCGUGGUUUUUCUUUGUUCAAUAGAGCUGAUUCGGAGAAAUGCUCCACUUUCAGUAGGUAUUGCCUUGCUUCAUUUUUCUUUAAGUACACUUCAGUACUUGUAUCUGAUGCAUGUCUAAAUGUGGGUUAUGACCUCCGCUCACCGAUGCCUCCAAAUGAAUGGGAUAAACUUGAAUAUAAUCGUGUUGGACACAUGCCCGGAUCCAACACAAGUACGUUCGAGUAACAUAGGUAUUGCAAAUUUAUUGCUUCACAAGUAAGAUUUCCUUGCUUGAAGUUUUUGCACUUGUAUUUAUGGUUGAUAAACAUUGAAACUUAGGUGAUGUUUCUCUUGAUCUGCAAUGGAAAUGAAAUGGCCAUAUUUCUUCUGCAGAUUGUUCUGUGUUAGUUUCUUGUAAUAUUCAGUAUUUGAACUUUUAACUUUUUUCCAUUUUGGUC
Molecule: messenger RNA, 2561 nt
Organism: Gossypium arboreum
Lineage: Eukaryota; Viridiplantae; Streptophyta; Magnoliopsida; Malvales; Malvaceae
Exons: 2
Coding region: 453-1331 (292 amino acids)
Molecular function (GO): protein binding
Source: RefSeq, a predicted model, not a curated record